Messenger RNA from Coregonus sp. 'balchen', 23649 nucleotides. The record is from the annotation of a GenBank genome assembly. NCBI's taxonomy places the organism in Eukaryota, Metazoa, Chordata, Actinopteri, Salmoniformes, Salmonidae.
AUGAUGACGUAGAACACAAGCGUCAGCUCCAGCUUUUUCCUAUGCUCUACUUCAAAGCCAUGCGCAAGUAGACAAAUUUGACAAGAUAUAAGUAAGUAACGACGUUAAAAUGUAACACAAUUGUGCUUGUUAUAGCUAGUAGUUACAAUGUAAAUAUGUUCCAAUCCCAAAUAGGCUCCUGUAUUGAUCCGUUAUUAAUGUUUUUAGUUAACUCGACUGCAUACCCAACGACCUUUCAUACAUAUAACGUUAGCUAAAUGCCACCACUGUUUAGCUAGCUAGCUAGCUUUAGAUAAAUAUCGUCAAAGAAUAUGGAGGAAUUGCUAUCAUAUUAGCUAGCUUGCUUUCGUUUAACACUGUGUAACAUGCAUGAUUGAUAUUGAUAUUAUCGAUAUAUAGCCAACUGAAGUAGCCAAAUAGGGCCCUUUGGCGAGUAGAAAGGUGGUAUGCCCUUUAAUGAAAGGGAAGUAUUCUAACUGGACUUUUGUGUUCUUUUUUGUUGUUGUUGUGAAUUUAAAGUAUUCAGUCCGGUGUAACAGUGCAUCCUUUUUACAAUCAGAAUUUAAACUGUUAAAACAUAGACCAGCAAUAUUCAGAGGUGUCAUACAACGUGGGCAUGCCAGCUGGCCCCUUGCUGUUUAUGAAAUAUCACAGAGAUACAAUACCUCACUGAACACCUGUGCUACAGUUUUUCUGCUUCACUUCACGUGUAAAGACAACCAUCAUCCCCCCUCUAUCCCUUCCACUGGACUCAGACGCCGCCCAAUGGUUACAUCUAUGAUAAACACUGAGGCUCAGUGGUGACACAAAAGAGUCAUGUUUUUCAUUUUUUUUUAAAAUCUUCCUAUAGCGUAAGUACUAGCCGUGUCUUUCAGGGAGCCAGCCGGCUGCUGGCUUUAUGAAGGGAGUGAUACAAUCACAGUCAACCUGGGUUUGUUUAGAGAAUAAAGCAUGUGUAUGGUCUCUGCCUUCUGGUCCUGAUAUUAUUGAUACAGUAGAGAGCUACAGACUGUAUACACCACUGAUGUUUCAGGUGAGGCUGUGCUGGAUCCCCCUGCCUGCUUAAUGUGCAGUCUCUAUACACACACAAAGCAAGGUGGUAUUAUGACUAGAAGCCAAGCCCCUCACCCAGAUGUAGGGUGUGUCCCAAAUGGCACCCUAUUCCUUAUAUAGUGCACUGCUUUUAACCAUGGCUCAUAGGACUCUGGUCAAAAGUAGUGCACUAUGUAGGAAAUGGGGGCCGUUUGGGACGCAAACGUACUUUUGAGGUGAUUUACGAGGGUGACGUUGACAGUGUGUAUCCACCUGCGUGAUAGUGUAGUGCCCGAUUUCUCUUAACGGUGUGUACAUCACACACAAUGGAGGAAGUCAUCCAGGGUAUGAUACACGGCUGGUUGUUCACACCCGUUGCAAAUGAAAGGCUUGGUUCAGCAAGGCCCUCAUGGAUGAGGGGAGUUUGAGGGAGUUUUGGUGGGUGGAUGCUGGGCUCUUCUGUUCUGCACCCUGGAAUGGAGAUCCCCUGCUUCAGGAAAAAAGCCCUUGGGGGAUAAUGUUGUGAUUUUUUUAUUUUUUUAUUUUACCUUUAUUUAACCAGGUAAGCCAGUUGAGAACAAGUUCUCAUUUACAACUGCGACCUGGCCAAGAUAAAGCAAAGCAGUGCGAUAAAAACAACAACACAGAGUUAAAUAUGGGGUAAAAAAACAAAGUCAAAAAAAUACAACAGAAAAUAUAUAUACAGUGUGUGCAAAUGUAGCAAGUUAUGGAGGUAAGGCAAUAAAUAGGCCAUAUUGCAAAAUAAUUACAAUUAGUAUUAACACUGGAAUGCUAGAUGUGCAAGAGAUUAUGUGCAAAUAGAGAUACUGGGGUGCAAAAGAGCAAAAAUAAAUAACAAUAUAGGGAUGAGGUAGUUGGGUGGGCUAAUUUCAGAUGGGCUGUGUACAGGUGCAGUGAUCGGUAAGGUGCUCUGACAACUGAUGCUUAAAGUUAGUGAGGGAGAUAAGUGUCUCCAGCUUCAGAGAUUUUUGCAAUUCGUUCCAGUCAUUGGCAGCAGAGAACUGGAAGGAAUGGCGGCCAAAGGAGGUGUUGGCUUUGGGGAUGACCAGUGAGAUAUACCUGCUGGAGCGCAGACUACGGGUGGGUGCUGCUAUGGUGACCAAUGAGCUAAGAUAAGGCGGGGAUUUGCCUAGCAGUGAUUUAUAGAUGGCCUGGAGCCAGUGGGUUUGACAACGAACAUGUAGUGAGGACCAGCCAACAAGAGCGUACAGGUCACAGUGGUGGGUAGUGUAUGGGGCUUUGGAGACAAAACGGAUGGCACUGUGAUAGACUACAUCCAAUUUGCUGAGUAGAGUGUUGGAGGCUAUUUUGUAAAUUACAUCGCCGAAGUCAAGGAUCGGUAGGAUAGUCAGUUUUACGAGGGCAUGUUUGGCAGCAUGAGUGAAGGAGGCUUUGUUGCGAAAUAGGAAGCCGAUUCUAGAUUUAACUUUGGAUUGGAGAUUCUUAAUGUGAGUCUGGAAGGAGAGUUUACAGUCUAACCAGACACCUAGGUAUUUGUAGUUGUCCACAUACUCUAGGUCAGACCCGUCGAGAGUAGUGAUUCUAGUCGGGUGGGCGGGUGCAAGCAGCGUUCGGUUGAAGAGCAUGCAUUUAGUUUUACUAGUGUUUAAGAGCAGUUGGAGGCUACUGAAGGAGUGUUGUAUGGCAUUGAAGCUCGUUUGGAGGGUUGUUAACACAGUGUCCAUUGAAGGGCCAGAUGUAUACAAAAUGGUGUCGUCUGCGUAGAGGUGGAUCUGAGAGUCACCAGCAGCAAGAGCGACAUCAAAGAGUUGUAAGUGCUCCCAUUUAUUUUCAGAACUAUAUAUGUUUUUUGUUGUUGUUGUGAAAGAUAGCGACUCUCUGUUUGGGCUGAUAUGUGACCCACUAGCACCUCCCCCGGUCAGAGAGGAAUAAGGCUACCUCAAAGUUACACACAAGGAUACUGUAUUGACAUACACACGGAUGACAUGGAAUGGUAGUGUUUUUUGUGCAUGCACACCAUCCAAGUCCAGAGAUAUGAGUCCAGCUGCUGUUGUGCAGGACAGAAAUGAGCUUGCUGCUCUCUCUGUGACUGCUUGAAGGAGACCGAGAGGGGGAAGCAGGAAUUGGGGAUCUGGGACCCAAGAUGACUGCCUAUGAUUGGCUGACCCCUCGGUGUGAUAAGGCAACCAUGACCCCUAGCGACCAAUCGGUUUGGCUAUGGCCAGAGGUGUGAAGGGCCAGUUUACGACCCAUAGCCUAGCCUGCUAGGCUCCAGAGGGGGAGGGGAGCCUACUGCAGGAGUUAGAAAAGUUGCAGAGUUUGUGUCCCUGAGAGAGAGGUUUCUUUGAUGCAUAGCCUAUAGAUCAUUGCCUACACAACACUGCCCCCAUGGCUACGCAAGGAAUUAUACGGCGCGUUGCACUUUUAAUGUGGCACAGCAGUACGUAGAUUGUUGGAGUGCUGUACAAGGAGCCGGCCCUUUUGUGAUGAAAAACGACAUUGCGACACCGCGCUACGCUUCGUAGGGUCCGUCUCCGUAGGGUAUAAAUAGCCCUUAAGAUCACUGGCAGGGAAUUCGUAACAGAUUGAUGUGACUGUAUAGAGCCCUGCAGUGGAGGUGUCAUAAUACCCAUAAAACCUAGUAGUCAAACAGGGAAAUGGUUCCAAUAAUUUUCCCACCAUUCAUUUUACCCAUAGGGAAUGUUAGAAACACUUAAAAUAAGGGCUGUGUUUGUAUAGGCUUACCCUGCCGUGCCAUUUUGAUAACAAUGUAAAUCUCUCUGACUUUUAUCAAUAUAUUCAGCUCUAUUUACGCUCAGAUUCGAAAAUGCUAAUUAGCAUAAAAGUAGACAUUAUGCAAGACUACAAAUCCCUGCAAGAUUCUGCACUUCAUCUCUAGCUGAUACCUAUGCUAACAGGUAUUGUGUCAAUUUAGAACUUGCACAAGACAGUUCACAGAAUGUUGCCAAUUUAUUAAUUACUAAAUUUAGCUAACGUUAGAUCGUUAAUCCAGAGAUUCUUACCUUUGCCUCGAUUCGGCAGUCUCCUCCAGAUCAUCAUGGCAUUUGUAGUUCUUUAUGAUAGCCACAUUAGCAGCUAAGUAGCAUUUCAUUUUUGGGUGCCAAAUACUGGUGAAUAUAUUGAUAAAAGUCAUCUUGUCCUAGAAAGAUUUGCACAGUUAUCAAAACGUCACGCCAGGGUAAGAAACAUAGCCCUUAUUUUAAGUGUUUCUAAAAUCCCCUAUGUGAAAAAUGAAUAGUUGAAAAACGAUUGGAACCAUUUCCUUGUUUGACCGCUAGGUUUUAUGGGUAUUAUGACUCACACUGUGGUACUCUGUUGUAAUUGAAGCAGCAACAUACAGCCUGUACAUAGACAUAUGUAUCGUCCCCUGCUGGUUAGUAUUACAGAUGAUACUACUGAUGCUGGCCAUCCAUGGCACAGUACUUCUAUAGUAUCGCUUUACUAUGAAAGGAGAAUUGUAACCAGAUAGAUCUACAAACUGAUAUGUGAUCACUUCACUGCUUUAGUGUUUUUAUUAGCUUGACAGUUAUGUUUUAUCAUCAGACAGUAAACAUGUCUUGUCCAUUCAUCUUUGAUGUUUCUCUUUUAUUUCUCCAUGUAACUGUCCGACAGCAAUGACACUGAGUCUGCUGGGCCUAAUGCGGCCGGCGUUGUGCCGAUCCCUCGUCGCCCUGGUCCCCAUGGUGAGGUCUCCUCAGCUGGCAGUCAUCUCCAGGGUCCAACAGCUGCUCCCAAAUACCUGUCAUGGAAACAUGGUCCCCCCUGCCGCCUCCUGCGUUCGCCUAUAUGCCACCAAGAAGAGUAAAGGUGAGUGGAGGGCCGCUUGCCUCAGCAGCUUUUUAUUUUAGCUGAUGGAUUUAGUCUAGUAGUGCUACCCUCAAAGGAAAUAUAGUGGGAGGAAUCAAGACCGACUGAAGUGGUCCGAACAUUCAAGAGCUUUCUUUUUGAGGAUGUUGAAAAGCCCACUUCACUGUGUUUUCUUGUCUUGGUUUUAUUUGUAAUAACAAUGAUUGACUAGAAGAGACUACCAGCAUGCAGGCCUCCCUCCUCUCCUCAUCUCCCCUCCAUUCUCUCCGUCUGUUCUUUCCCUUUUGAAGUCUUUCUUGUACUGAAGACCGCCUGCUUUUAUGUUUUCCCUCAGCGAAGGCAGCGAAGGGCCAGGCUUCCAAAGUGAACAUCAACUCCUCGCUGGUGGAGGACAUCAUCAGUCUGGAGGAAGUGAAGGAGGAUAUGGCCGCCGUCCUCACCACCCUGAAGGACGACUUCAGCCGCAACCUGAGCAUCAGAACCUCUCCAGGUGUGUAGGGGCUGUAGACUGUGAGGUAGGGGCUCUUACUCUCACCAACCCUGUUUCCAUGGAGAGGAUAGUCUCUCAUCACCGACUGUUCAGUGCACUCGGUUCUGAGAUUAUGAAGAGGAGACAUUUCAGUUCUGUCAGUACCACUGGCACUGUCUGAUCUUUCAACAAGGGAUGCAUAGAUCUGAAGGCCUGAAGUUUAAGCGUUGUCCAUCUUUGUAAGCAUUAAAAUACCAAAGUCCACUGUUGGUUUUCACUAUUGAUUAUUGGUCAAAAGAUGAGAAAAAGUGCAUCUCAUCUGUUUACUUUCUCCCUGACAAAUGGCCUGAGGGGUGAGAGUGAUCCCUGCCCUUUACCUUGACCCCUGUUGACCCUGUUUCCUGAACUACAUCCAGGUCAAAGCCCCCCCCCCCCCCCCCCUCGGGGCAGACCAACCCUGAGGGAGGGCCCCAGGGGGAGGAAGCUGUAAUACCAGGAUUUAUACUCAGAUUAAAUACCCCUCCCAGACCCCCACUCCCCUCUUCCUCCCCCCUCACCUUCUCCAUCCCUCCCUCCCUCCUUACCUUCUCCCUCCAUUCCCCGUCCUUACCCUCUCCCCCUCCUCUCCCCCUUUGCCCCUCUGUCCAGAUGCACAGUAAUUUGUGUAAGCAGCAGGAUUUAGAGCUGACAGGGAAUCUGACUGGAGAGAUGCUGGAAUGGAGGGAAUCAUGACAUCAUUUUAUUCCUGUGUGUGUUCGAUAAUAGUCUCAUCUGGGUCUCAUUUUGUGGUGUGUUUGUUGUAAAGGAAAGUCAGCUUUGCUGAAGGAAGGGCUGUUGUAGUGGGCGGGUUAAUGCGGUGAACCGGUGUCUGGGCACUCACCGACACACACACACACACAGACUGACAGACGGACAGACAGAGUGGAGGUAUUGCAACCUGUCACUCUCAGUUCCUCUGCUUGAAGAAGACUAACCUCUAUUUCCAUGGGAACGCUGGAAAGGCUAUCCAGUCCUCCCUGGACAGCUCUGUGUAUUGUAUACUGGCUCAGAUUAAUACACUGUGAAAUGAGAGCAUUUCCUCAACCCAUACAGUGGGGAAAAAAAGUAUUUAGUCAGCCACCAAUUGUGCAAGUUCUCCCACUUAAAAAGAUGAGAGAGGCCUGUAAUUUUCAUCAUAGGUACACGUCAACUAUGACAGACAAAAUUUGGGGGAAAAAUCCAGAAAAUCACAUUGUAGGAUUUUUUAUGAAUUUAUUUGCAAAUUAUGGUGGAAAAUAAGUAUUUGGUCAAUAACAAAAGUUUCUCAAUACUUUGUUAUAUACCCUUUGUUGGCAAUGACACAGGUCAAACGUUUUCUGUAAGUCUUCACAAGGUUUUCACACACUGUUGCUGGUAUUUUGGCCCAUUCCUCCAUGCAGAUCUCCUCUAGAGCAGUGAUGUUUUGGGGCUGUCGUUGGGCAACACGGACUUUCAACUCCCUCCAAAGAUUUUCUAUGGAGUUGAGAUCUGGAGACUGGCUAGGCCACUCCAGGACCUUGAAAUGCUUCUUACGAAGCCACGCCUUCGUUGCCCGGGCGGUGUGUUUGGGAUCAUUGUCAUGCUGAAAGACCCAGCCACGUUUCAUCUUCAAUGCCCUUGCUGAUGGAAGGAGGUUUUCACUCAAAAUCUCACGAUACAUGGCCCCAUUCAUUCUUUCCUUUAGACGGAUCAGUCGUCCUGGUCCCUUUGCAGAAAAACAGCCCCAAAGCAUGAUGUUUCCAGCCCCAUGCUUCACAGUAGGUAUGGUGUUCUUUGGAUGCAACUCAGCAUUCUUUGUCCUCCAAACACGACGAGUUGAGUUUUUACCAAAAAGUUCUAUUUUGGUUUCAUCUGACCAUAUGACAUUCUCCCAAUCCUCUUCUGGAUCAUCCAAAUGCACUCUAGCAAACUUCAGACGGGCCUGGACAUGUACUGGCUUAAGCAGGGGUACACGUCUGGCACUGCAGGAUUUGAGUCCCUGGCGGCGUAGUGUGUUACUGAUGGUAGGCUUUGUUACUUUGGUCCCAGCUCUCUGCAGGUCAUUCACUAGGUCCCCCCGUGUGGUUCUGGGAUUUUUGCUCACCGUUCUUGUGAUCAUUUUGACCCCACGGGGUGAGAUCUUGCGUGGAGCCCCAGAUCGAGGGAGAUUAUCAGUGGUCUUGUAUGUCUUCCAUUUCCUAAUAAUUGCUCCCACAGUUGAUUUCUUCAAACCAAGCUGCUUACCUAUUGCAGAUUCAGUCUUCCCAGCCUGGUGCAGGUCUACAAUUUUGUUUCUGGUGUCCUUUGACAGCUCUUUGGUCUUGGCCAUAGUGGAGUUUGGAGUGUGACUGUUUGAGGUUGUGGACAGGUGUCUUUUAUACUGAUAACAAGUUCAAACAGGUGCCAUUAAUACAGGUAACGAGUGGAGGACAGAGGAGCCUCUUAAAGAAGAAGUUACAGGUCUUGCUUGUUUGUAGGUGACCAAAUACUUAUUUUCCACCAUAAUUUGCAAAUAAAUUCAUUUAAAAUCCUACAAUGUGAUAUUCUGGAUUUUCUUUUCUCAUUUUGUCUGUCAUAGUUGACGUGUACCUAUGAUGAAAAUUACAGGCCUCUCUCAGCUUUUUAAGUGGGAGAACUUGCACAAUUGGUGGCUGACUAAAUAAUUUUUUCCCCCACUGUAUAUGUAACAGAUCAGGAUGCCAGUCGCCCUCAACCCACACACGUAUACAGUUGAAGUCGGAAGUUUACAUACACCUUAGCCAAAUACAUUUAAACUCAGUUUUUCACAAUUCCUGACAUUUAAUCCUAGUAAAAAUUCACUGUCUUCAGUCAGUUAGAAUCACCACUUUAUUUUAAGAAUGUGAAAUGUCAGAAUAAUAGUAGAGAGAAUGAUUUAUUUCAGUUUUUAUUUAUUUUAUCACAUUCCCAGUGGGUCAGAAGUUUACAUACACUCAAUUAGUAUUUGGUAGUAUUGCCUUUAAAUUGUUUAACUUGGGGUCAAACUUUUCGGGUAGCCUUCCACAAGCUUCCCACAAUAAAUUGGGUGAUUUUUGGCCCAUUCCUCCUGACAGAGCUGGUGUAACUGAGUCAGGUUUGUAGGCCUCCUUGCUUGCACACGCUUUUUCAGUUGUGCCCUCACAUUUUCUAUAGGAUUGAGGUCAGGGCUUUGUGAUGGCCACUCCAAUACCUUGACUUUGUUGUCCUUAAGACAUUUUGCCACAACUUUGGAAGUGUUCUUGGGGUCAUUGUCCAUUUGGAAGACCCAUUUGCAACCAAGCUUUAACUUCCUGACUGAUGUCUUGAGAUGUUGCUUCAAUAUAUCCACAUAAUUUUCCUUCCUCAUGAUGCCAUCUAUUUUGUGAAGUGCACCAGUCCCUCCUGCAGCAAAGCACCCCCACAGCAUGAUGCUGCCACCCCCGUGCUUCACUGUUGGGAUGGUGUUUUUCGGCUUGCAAGUCCCCCCUUUUUCCUCCAAACAUAAAGAUGGUCAUUAUGGCCAAACAGUUCUAUUUUUGUUUCAUCAGACCGGAGGACAUUUCUCCAAAAAGUAUGAUCUUUGUCCACAUGUGCAGUUGUAAACCGUAGUCUGUCUUUUUUAUGGCGGUUUUGGAGCAGUGGCUUCUUCCUUGCUGAGCGGCCUUUCAGGUUAUGUCGAUAUAGGACUAGUUUUACUGUGGAUAUAGAUACUUUUGUACCUGUUUCCUCCAGCAUCUUCACAAGGACCUUUGCUGUUGUUCUGGGAUUGAUUUGCGCUUUUUGCACCAAAGUACGUUCAUCUCUAGGAGACAGAACGCGUCUCCUUCCUGAGCGGUAUGACAGCUGCGUGGUCCCACGGUGUUUAUACUUGCGUACUAUUGUUUGUACAGAUGAACAUGGUACCUUCAGGCAUUUGGAAAUUGCUCCCAAGGAUGAACCAGACUUGUGGAGGUCUACACAUUUUUUUCUGAGGUCUUGGCUGAUUUCUUUUGAUUUUCCCAUGAUGUCAAGCAAAGAGGCACUGAGUUUGAAGGUAUGCCUUGAAAUACAUCCACAGGUACACCUCCAAUGAACUCCAAUGAUGUCAAUUAGCCUAUCAGAAGCUUCUAAAGUCAUUUUCUGGAAUUUUCAAACCUGUUUAAAGGCACAGUCAACUUAGUGUAUGUACACUUCUGACCCACUGGAAUUGUGAUACAGUGAAUUAUAAGUGAAGUAAUCUGUCUGUAAACAAUUGUUGGAAAAAUUACUUGUGUCAUGCACAAAGUAGAUGUCCUAACCGACUUUCCAAAACUAUAGUUUGGUAACAAGAAAUUUGUGGAGUGGUUGAAAAACGAGUUUUAAUGACUCCAACCUAAGUGUAUGUAAACUUCCGACUUCAACUGUAUAUAUUUACAACCCCAGUCUGUCUCCCAGAGAUGAGUAAGAGCAUUAGCUUCCAUAGUUCAAAACAAUUAGUUGAUGUCAUCCUCAUGAUCCCAAGAUGCCCCAGGCUAGAGCACCAACCCACUAAACAUCACCAGUGUAAAGUCACACAGGAACCAUUCUGAUAGGACUUUAUCAUGAGGAACCCAGGGUCGGGUCAAGAACUAGGGAGAGAACGUUUUGAAACGGGGAGGUAGCAACUACCUGAAUGUGCACUAUAAGAAUACAUUUUUGUAUUCCGUUGCAAAACGUUUUUCUACGGCGUGCCCUACUGAACAAGACCCAUGGUACAUAUGUGGGUUUUUGGAGAAACUAUAUUGUUGACUAGUAGUCUACCUUCUGCCAUGUUUGGUAAGCUGCCAGUGUCCUGACCAGGAAGAGCCCAUUUGGCUAAUGGGUUUCCAGUCGAUCCUCAUCCCUCCUCAUGCCGUUUAGGAAAUUCCUGUGUGCCCUCUGGAAGCGCUAGCAGAUGUUCAGGCAGCCAGGUAGUCUCUCUGGUCUUCCAGCCGGCUCUAGCAGUUAGCCUGGCGAUGAGGUUAGGGCCCUGGUAGAUUACUCUAUGGCCCACCCACCCUCUACACUUCUCCACUAGCGAGGGAUAGAGUUGGUGAUGUAAGCCAGAGGACGGCGAGGGCAGAAACGGCGGCGUCUGAGGUAAGCCAGAUGAGAAGAGGAGACUCAUGUUGAAGCUCUGGUUCUGCAGUCUGCACUGUUAGGGGGUGACGAGAGAGGAGAUGAGGGUUAAAGGGGGGAGGGGAACUUCCUGCACCCAACCAUAACCUUCAGCUCACACUCUGCCAACAGUCUGAGAGGCUUCAUAUUAAUCAUACAUACGUACUACCAAGACCCAUCUUAACCACAAUUGAAUUGUGGGGAGGUUGGUUUGGAUCGAGUACUCAAUGCUGUUUUAGGUGGUGAUGGUUUAGGCGGGCCUUUAGAUAAUGGUUUAGUUGUCUUGGUCAUGUCUUGUGUUUUAUGCUGGUGACAGGGAAUCAAGAAUGAAGUUGAUUAUUUUCACAUACUAUUCAUAAAGCAUCUCAGAUUAGGAGUAACAUUACAUGGACAGUGGGGACCUGAUCCUAGAUCAGCACUCCUACUCUGACACACUUUAUGAAUACGGGCCCUGGUCCUUUUGUUUUUCAGGAGCUCUGGAUCACAUUGUGGUGUCCAUGGCAGACGGCAAGUUCCCACUGAACCAGCUGGGUCAGAUCUCCAUGAAGUCCCCUCAGCUCAUCAUGAUCAACAUGACCGGCUUCCCAGAGGUGAGCUCACUCACUCAGUCAGUCAGUCAGACAGACACACACACACACACACACACACACACAGUCACACACACACACACACACACACACACACACACACACACACACAGUCACACACACACACACACACACACAGUCUCACACACACACACACACACACACACACACACACACACACACACACACACACACACACACACGCACACGUUCUGUAUGAACCACACUCUAGGCUGAUGGCAAUACAUUGUGAAAUUGGCACGUCAUUUUAGAAACCUGGACUGAAAUCUCCUACUCUUGUCUCAGCCAGUGCAUGGAAGGUUGAGCAGUGUCAAGUGUCGACACGCAAGAACACACGCACAACAUCCAUCGAGCUCUCUCUCCCUCACGUUCUCUCUCUCCAUCUCUCUCUCCCUCACGUUCUCUCUCUCCCUCUCCAUCUCUCUCUCCCCCUCCUUUCUCCUUCUUCUGAAACUUGAGUCGGUUAGUGAUCGAUGGUUCAGGGAAGCUCUUUGUUCUGGGAUAAGAUUGAAACAAAUGCCAAGACUCCGUGGUCAGCUGUCAUCAGCAGGAAGUGACCGCGCUUUGCCCUCUGGGAAGGAGGAGAGCUAACUGCUCUCUCUCCCCCUCCCUUUCUCACAGACACAAUCUACACACACACUGAAAGGGAACAACUCUCGCUCACCCCUCUCUUUCCCUCCUCUUCUCUUCUCCCUGUGUUGUUUCUCUCUUUCCCCAAGUCUUUUUCUCCCUCCAGCAUCCUAUGUUGUUAAUGAGGGUUGUCCCUGUCUAAUUCUAGGAUCAGUUUUAAAGGGAGGUUGAUGCUUUUUGGCCUUGCUCAGAUCCAUUUAGUACUGCGGAGUACUUUUCCUUCAACAUGAGCAGCUGAACCUGGAACUUAGUACUCUAAGUCACCAUAGGUGAUCAUAGCUUUUAGAUACACAGAUUUCUUUCUGCUUCAUUUCUAAACUCACAUGGAUAAGCAUAUUGUCAUUAUCAAUUAAACUGAUAUUGAAUCAGUUCAACAGAGUUCAACCUGUAAAAGGAGAGAGUUAGAGACAUUUUGUGGCACAGAUAUCAUCAGCUUGAAGUACAUCUUAACAUCCCACCUCCCCCUUCUCUCUGAUAAUUCCAGCAUCAGAUCAGAACUCCAGCCCCUCCGGCAGGUUACUAACCUCCCAUUACCUAAUAGUCUAACAGUCCAUUACUAACCUCCCAUUACCUAACAGUCUAACAGCCCAUUACUAACCUCCCAUUACCUAACAGUCUAACAGCCCAUAGGGCGGCAGGUAGCUUAGUGGUUAAGAGCGUUGUGCCAGUAACCGAAAGGUCGCUGGUUCUAAUCCCCGAGCCGACUAGGUGAAAUCUGUCGAUGUGCCCUUGAGCAAGGCACUUAACCCUAAUUGCUCCUGUAAGUCGCUCUGGAUAAGAGCGUCUGCUAAAUGACUAAAAUGUAAAUGUAAAAUGUACUAACCCCAUCACCUCCCAUUACCUAACAGUCUAACAGUCCAUUACUAACCUCCCAUUACCUAACAGUCUAACAGUCCAUUACUAACCUCCCAUUACCUAACAGUCUAACAGUCCAUUACUAACCUCCCAUUACCUAACAGUCUAACAGUCCAUUACUAACCUCCCAUUACCUAACAGUCUAACAGCCCAUUACUAACCUCCCAUUAUCUAACAGUCCAUUACUAACCUCCCAUUACCUAACAGUCUAACAGUCCAUUACUAACCUCCCAUUAUCUAACAGUCCAUUACUAACCUCCCAUUACCUAACAGUCUAACAGUCCAUUACUAACCUCCCAUUACCUAACAGUCUAACAGUCCAUUACUAACCUCCCAUUACCUAACAGUCUAACAGUCCAUUACUAACCUCCCAUUACCUAACAGUCUAACAGUCCAUUACUAACCUCCCAUUACCUAACAGUCUAACAGUCCAUUACUAACCUCCCAUUACCUAACAGUCUAACAGCCCAUUACUAACCUCCCAUUACCUAACAGUCCAUUACUAACCUCCCAUUACCUAACAGUCUAACAGUCCAUUACUAACCUCCCAUUACCUAGCAGUCUAACAGCCCAUUACUAACCUCCCAUUAUCUAACAGUCCAUUACUAACCUCCCAUUAUCUAACAGUCCAUUACUAACCUCCCAUUACCUAACAGUCUAACAGUCCAUUACUAACCUCCCAUUACCUAACAGUCUAACAGUCCAUUACUAACCUCCCAUUACCUAACAGUCUAACAGUCCAUUACUAACCUCCCCAUUACCUAACAGUCUAACAGCCCAUUAACUAACCUCCCAUUAUCUAACAGUCUAACAGUCCAUUACUACCUCCCAUUACCUAACAGUCCUAACAGCCCAUUACUAACCUCCCAUUAUCUAACAGUCUAACAGCCCAUUACUAACCUCCCAUUACCUAACAGUCUAACAGUCCAUUACUAACCUCCCAUUAUCUAACAGUCCAUUACUAACCUCCCAUUACCUACAGUCUAACAGCCAUUACUAACCUCCCAUUACCUAACAGUCUAACAGUCCCAUUACUAACCUCCCAUUAAUCUAACAGUUACUCCAUACUAACAGUCCAUUACUAACCUCCCAUUACCUAACAGUCUAACAGCCAUUACUAACCUCCCAUUACCUAACAGUCUAACAGUCCAUUACUAAACCUCCCAUUAUCCCUAACAGUCCAGCCAUUACUAACCUCCCAUUACCUAACAGUCUAACAGUCCAUUACUAACCUCCCAUUACCUAACAGUCUAACAGUCCAUUACUAACCUCCCAUUAUCUAACAGUCCAUUACUAACCUCCCAUUACCUAACAGUCUAACAGUCCAUUACUAACCUCCCAUUACCUAACAGUCUAACAGUCCAUUACUAACCUCCCAUUACCUAACAGUCCUCUAACCAGUCCAUUACUAACCUCCCAUUACCUAACAGUCUAACAGUCCAUUACUAACCCCCCUAUUACCUAACAGUCCAUUACUACCUCCCAUUACCUACAGUCUAACAGUUCCAUUACUAACCUCCCAUUACCUAACAGUCUAACAGUCCAUUACUAACCUCCCAUUACCUAACAGUCUAACAGUCCAUUACUAACCUCCCAUUACCUAACAGUCUAACAGUCCAUUACUAACCUCCCAUUACCUAACAGUCUAACAGCCCAUUACUAACCUCCCAUUAAUCUAACAUCUAACAGCCCAUUACUAACCUCCCAUUACCUAACAGUCUAAACAGUCCCAUUACUAACCUCCCAUUACCUAACAGUCUAACAGUCCAUUACUAACCUCCCAUUACUAACAGUCUAAACAGUCCAUUACUAACCCUCCCAUUACCUAACAGUCUAACAGUCCAUUACUAACCUCCCAUUACCUAACAGUCUAACAGUCCAUUACUAACCUCCCAUUACUAACAGUCUAACAGUCCAUUACUAACCUCCCAUUACCUAACAGUCUAACAGUCCAUUACUAACCUCCCAUUACCUAACAGUCUAACAGCCCAUUACUAACCUCCCAUUAUCUAACAGUCUAACAGUCCAUUACUAACCUCCCAUUACCUAACAGUCUAACAGUCCAUUACUAACCUCCCAUUACCUAACAGUCUAACAGUCCAUUACUAACCUCCCAUUACCUAACAGUCUAACAGUCCAUUACUAACCUCCUAUUACCUAACAGUCUAACAGUCCAUUACUAACCUCCCAUUACCUAACAGUCUAACAGCCCAUUACUAACCUCCCAUUAUCUAACAGUCCAUUACUAACCUCCCAUUACCUAACAGUCUAACAGUCCAUUACUAACCUCCCAUUACCUAACAGUCUAACAGUCCAUUACUAACCUCCCAUUACCUAACAGUCUAACAGUCCAUUACUAACCUCCCAUUACCUAACAGUCUAACAGCCCAUUACUAACCUCCCAUUAUCUAACAGUCCAUUACUAACCUCCCAUUACCUAACAGUCUAACAGUCCAUUACUAACCUCCCAUUAUCUAACAGUCCAUUACUAACCUCCCAUUACCUAACAGUCUAACAGCCCAUUACUAACCUCCCAUUACCUAACAGUCUAACAGCCCAUAGGGCGGCAGGUAGCUUAGUGGUUAAGAGCGUUGUGCCAGUAACCGAAAGGUCGCUGGUUCUAAUCCCCGAGCCGACUAGGUGAAAUCUGUCGAUGUGCCCUUGAGCAAGGCACUUAACCCUAAUUGCUCCUGUAAGUCGCUCUGGAUAAGAGCGUCUGCUAAAUGACUAAAAUGUAAAUGUAAAAUGUACUAACCUCCCAUUACCUAACAGUCUAACAGUCCAUUACUAACCUCCCAUUACCUAACAGUCUAACAGUCCAUUACUAACCUCCCAUUACCUAACAGUCUAACAGUCCAUUACUAACCUCCCAUUACCUAACAGUCUAACAGUCCAUUACUAACCUCCCAUUACCUAACAGUCUAACAGUCCAUUACUAACCUCCCAUUACCUAACAGUCUAACAGCCCAUUACUAACCUCCCAUUAUCUAACAGUCCAUUACUAACCUCCCAUUACCUAACAGCCUAACAGUCCAUUACUAACCUCCCAUUACCUAACAGUCUAACAGUCCAUUACUAACCUCCCAUUACCUAACAGUCUAACAGUCCAUUACUAACCUCCCAUUACCUAACAGUCUAACAGUCCAUUACUAACCUCCCAUUACCUAACAGUCUAACAGCCCAUUACUAACCUCCCAUUAUCUAACAGUCUAACAGCCCAUUACUAACCUCCCAUUACCUAACAGUCUAACAGUCCAUUACUAACCUCCCAUUAUCUAACAGUCCAUUACUAACCUCCCAUUACCUAACAGUCUAACAGUCCAUUACUAACCUCCCAUUACCUAACAGUCUAACAGUCCAUUACUAACCUUCCAUUACCUAACAGUCUAACAGUCCAUUACUAACCUCCCAUUACCUAACAGUCUAACAGCCCAUUACUAACCUCCCAUUAUCUAACAGUCUAACAGUCCAUUACUAACCUCCCAUUACCUAACAGUCUAACAGCCCAUUACUAACCUCCCAUUACCUAACAGUCUAACAGUCCAUUACUAACCUCCCAUUAUCUAACAGUCCAUUACUAACCUCCCAUUACCUAACAGUCUAACAGUCCAUUACUAACCUCCCAUUACCUAACAGUCUAACAGCCCAUUACUAACCUCCCAUUAUCUAACAGUCCAUUACUAACCUCCCAUUACCUAACAGUCUAACAGUCCAUUACUAACCUCCCAUUACCUAACAGUCUAACAGUCCAUUACUAACCUCCCAUUACCUAACAGUCUAACAGUCCAUUACUAACCUCCCAUUACCUAACAGUCUAACAGUCCAUUACUAACCUUCCAUUACCUAACAGUCUAACAGUCCAUUACUAACCUCCCAUUACCUAAUAGUCUAACAGUCCAUUACUAACCUCCCAUUACCUAACAGUCUAACAGUCCAUUACUAACCUCCCAUUACCUAACAGUCUAACAGCCCAUUACUAACCUCCCAUUACCUAACAGUCUAACAGUCCAUUACUAACCUCCCAUUAUCUAACAGUCCAUUACUAACCUCCCAUUACCUAACAGUCUAACAGUCCAUUACUAACCUCCCAUUAGCUAACAGUCUAACAGUCCAUUACUAACCUCCCAUUACCUAACAGUCUAACAGCCCAUUACUAACCUCCCAUUAUCUAACAGUCCAUUACUAACCUCCCAUUACCUAACAGUCUAACAGUCCAUUACUAACCUCCCAUUACCUAACAGUCUAACAGUCCAUUACUAACCUCCCAUUACCUAACAGUCUAACAGUCCAUUACUAACCUCCCAUUACCUAACAGUCUAACAGCCCAUUACUAACCUCCCAUUAUCUAACAGUCUAACAGUCCAUUACUAACCUCCCAUUACCUAACAGUCUAACAGUCCAUUACUAACCUCCCAUUACCUAACAGUCUAACAGCCCAUUACUAACCUCCCAUUAUCUAACAGUCUAACAGUCCAUUACUAACCUCCCAUUACCUAACAGUCUAACAGUCCAUUACUAACCUCCCAUUACCUAACAGUCUAACAGUCCAUUACUAACCUCCCAUUACCUAACAGUCUAACAGUCCAUUACUAACCUCCUAUUACCUAACAGUCUAACAGUCCAUUACUAACCUCCCAUUACCUAACAGUCUAACAGUCCAUUACUAACCUCCCAUUACCUAACAGUCUAACAGCCCAUUACUAACCUCCCAUUAUCUAACAGUCCAUUACUAACCUCCCAUUACCUAACAGUCUAACAGUCCUGCUAAGGCAACACAGGGGUGACUGCACAGCACCCAGAGCAAAUAGGAUUCUAAUUAUUCACAUCAAUUACCCAUGUUCCUAACGAGAGGCCAUUGUUUUCCAGUCAUUCAGUACAGCAUUACAAUGUUACUGCAAACCCCCCAGUGGGUGUUGUGUAGUGGCAAUGGCAGCAUUAAUUAAACCACUUGGAUCUUAAGGAAGACGAGAAGGGUAUGGAAAGUGUGUGUGUGUGUGUGUGUGUGGUAUCCUCAACAUCAUUAACAAGGUGUUUUCUUUAGCUCUUUUCGUUCCUCUCGGCUGGGCUGUGGCUUUGAACUGGCUGUGUUUAUUCAGAAACCUCUGUGUAAUUGCACUAUUUUUAACAUAUUAACCAGAACAUGCCUGGUGUUUACAGAGCUAGCCAGAACAGAGCACAGCAUUCCCCCACUUUUCCCUAACGGCUAGAGCUGUGGGAAAUAAUGAUGAAUUCAAUGUUGAGAACAAUCAAACAUAGGUAUGGGAUGGCUCUCUGGAGUUACUAGUAAAUACAUCUCACUGCCAAUUAUUUCCCCCAGAAACCUGCUCUCUUCUCACAUCACACAUUCGCACCUUUUUAACAUUUGGACUGAAGCAAUUGUCAUGUUGCAGCAGCAGAGAUUUGUGAAUGUGUGAUAUACAGUAACUCUCUCUAGUACCAAUGGGGUUUGGUCCAUUUCAUUAUGUACUAUUUGGAGUUCCUGUCUGAACUUUCUCGCUCAGUGGUCAUAUCUGGUGAUAUUGAGAUCUUAGUGCUGAGUUUCAAACUGGUUCUCAGUGUUGAACCUGAACUCGGUGUGCUCAGCGUUAGCUUGUUGUUCCCACACGGAACAACAAGCUAACUACUGUCUGUUAGUUAGUCUAAACAGGCUCCAUGUAUCAAAUCAAAUCACAUUUUAUUUGCCACAUGCGGCGAAUACAACAUUACAGUGAAAUGCUUACUUAAAAGCCCUUAACCAACAAUGCAGUUAAGAAAAAAAUUAAGAGCUAAUAAUUAAAGAGCAGCAGUCAAAUAAAAUAACAGUAGGGAGGCUAUAUACAGGGGGGUACCGGUAAGUCGAGGUAAUUGAGGUAAUAUGUACAUGUGGGUAUAGUUAAAGUGACUAUGCAUAAAUAAUAAACAGAGUAGCAGCAGCGUAAAAGAGGGGGUUGGGGUGGGGUGGGGUGGGGGGGGGGCAAUGCAAAUAGUCCAGGUAGCCAUGAUUAGCUGUUCAGGAGUCUUAUGGCUUGGGGGUAGAACAGUCUAUGACUAGGGUGGCUGGAGUCUUUGAUAAUUUUUAGGGCCUUCCUCUGACACCGCCUGGUAUAGAGGUCCUGGAUGGCAGGAAGCUUGGCCCCAGUGAUGUACUGGGCUGUACGCACUACCCUCUGUAGUGCCUUGCGGUCAGAGGCCAAGCAGUUGCCAUACCAGGCGGUGAUGCAACCAGUCAGGAUGCUCACGACGGUGCAGCUGUAUAACUUUUUGAGGAUCUGAGGACCCAUGCCAAAUCUUUUCAGUCUCCUGAGGGGGAAUAGGCUUUGUCGUGCCCUCUUCACGACUGUCCUGGUGUGUUUGGACCAUGAUAGUUUGUUGGUGAUGUGGACACAAAGGAACUUGAAGCUCUCAACCUGUUCCACUACAGCCCGUCGAUGAGAAUGGGGGCGUGCUCAGUCCUCUUUUUUUUUUCCUGUAGUCCACAAUCAUCUCCUUUGUCUUGAUCACGUUGAGGGAGAGGUUGUUAUCCUGGCACCACACGGCCAGGUCUCUGACCUCCUCCCUAUAGGCUGUCUCAUCAUUGUCGGUGGUCAGGCCUACCACUGUUGUGUCGUCGGCAAACUUAAUGAUGGUGUUGGAGUCGUGCCUGGCCAUGCAGUCAUGGGUGAACAGGGAGUACAGGAGGGGACUGAGCACGCACCCCUGAGGGGCCCCCGUGUUGAGGAUCAGCGUGGCAGAUGUGUUGUUACCUACCCUUACUACCUGGGGGCGGCCUGUCAGGAAGUCCAGGAUCCAGUUGCAAAGGGAGGUGUUUAGUCCCAGGGUCCUUAGCUUAGUGAGGAGCUUUGAGGGCACUAUGGUGUUGUGCAGUAGCAAUGGCAUCAUUGAAGGUCCUACAUGUACUGGAGGCUUCACAGGCCCUCUCGGACUCUCUCCCUCAGGCACCUCUCCUCUCCUCUCUGUCUUCCCUGUCUCGGACUCUCCCUCAGGCACCUCUCCUCUCCUCUCUGUAUUCUCUGACUCUCCCUCAGGCACCUCUCCUCUCUGUCUUCCCUGUCUCUGACUCUCUCCCUCAGGCACCUCUCCUCUCCUCUCUGUCUUCCCUGUCUCGGACUCUCCCUCAGGCACCUCUCCUCUCUGUAUUCUCUGACUCUCCUUCAGGCACCUCUCCUCUCUGUCUUCCCUGUCUCUGACUCUCCUUCAGGCACCUCUCCUCUCCCACCACCACAGACAAAUCACAUAUCCAGAUUACAGCCUAUUCAUUAAUUGUCUUUUGGAGUUCAACCACCAUUAGAGUUAACAUACAUCUCCUAGAUAAAGAUACUCUGUUGUCUACCAGACCGUUAGGUUCAGAAAAGGUGCUGGAUAAAAUAUAUACAAUAGUGAAAAAAUACUUUACACAGAAUCUCCUUCUCUAAUGCAUAGUGAGUACCAGGCCAGGUCCCACCCACGUUCCCAGGAGACCCCGUUCUGACAGCGCCCCGCGGCACUUCCACACUGCAUGUGCUUCCCCACCACCCCCCCUAACACACACACCCUAGCCCCCCCAAUCCCCUCUACCAGAGAUGCUACACAGUUCACCCAGCUCGCCAUGGAUCAAAGCCAGCGUGACCAAGGACAGCCGGUGUCUGCAGUGAGAGUACUACUGCCCCAGUCCCAGCUGGCAGUCAUUAGGAAUAGGUCUAAUGUGUGUUUGAUGUGUCCUCAGGCCAUGGCUGCUGCCACCCGCGCCCUGCGAGAGAGCAGUAUGAAACUCAACCCUGAGGUGGACGGCACCAUCAUCAGGGUGCCCAUUCCCAAGUGAGUCAACCAGGCUGAGCCAGAACACUCUUUCUACUUCCGUAUCUCUCUCGUUCUCUGAGUCUUUCACUAUUCACUCUCACUCUUGUUCUUCCUCUCUCUCUCUCUCUGAUCCAUCACUCUCUGUGUUUUAUCCUUUCUCCCCAUCUCUCUUUAUAUUUAAUCCUUUCCUACUUUUUCACUUUACAGUAAUUAAUUCUCUUGUCAAUCUCUUCCCUGACCUUCCGUCUCCUUUUAAAGCGUGUUUCUAGGUGUUUCUGACAUAUUUAUUUUACUAUUUCACCCAACUAUAGCAGUUAGAAAACACCAACCUUGGUCAGAAGUCUUCAGUUCUCUGACCAACUCUGCUCCCUGCCAAAUCAAAUAGCUUGAUGUGCAGCCGUCACUCGCUUAACCACAAAAAUAUGUGGGUACGUCACAAAUGGCACCCUACUCCCUAUGUAGUGCUCUACUUUUGACCAGGGCCCUGUAGUGAAUACGUUGCCAUUUGGGAUGCAGCCUGUGUGAUUAAUAAGUAUGCCCAGCAGCAGGUGCUUGUCUGGCAGCGCAGGAUAGGGGGACGGACAGACGGACGGACUCCUUCUUCCUCUGCAAUCAGUCUCAGCACGCAACUCCAUUUGCAUUUCCAAAGAGAGCGAGUGUCUUGAUUGGCCCAGAAUCAGUAAUUUAUUGUUUGCAGUAAAUAGACACCACUCUUGGAUUGUUUGCAAAUAGUCCCAGGCAAAAUACCAAUUACAGAAAAUAAAAAACAAAGUUGUUGACUGCUCUGUGACCGUGCUAAGUUUAUUUUUGUGGCACAGAGAGCCAGGCAUUUAGCCAGGUAUUGUUUUAAGGAAUUUAAUGCGUUGGGCAUUAUAAUGAGUUGUGCAUACUUUCUCCCAUACUCUCUCUAUUAAACAGUGUGUGUGUGCGUGCGACUGUGUGUGUAUGUGCGUGCGUCUGUGUGUGUGUGUGCGUGCGACUGUGUGUGUGUGUGUGCGUGCGACUGUGUGUGUGUGUGCAUGCUCAUGACACUGUGUUAAUGUGUCCAUGCAGGGUGACGCGUGAGCACAGGGAGAACCUGGCUAAGCUAGCUAAGCAGUUCGGUAACAAGGCCAAGGAGUCUCUGAGGAGGGUGAGGUCCAACGCUGUCACUCAGGUGAAGAAGGCCAAGGAGACUGUCUCCGAGGACACCAUCCGAUUGGUGGAGAAACAGGUACUGAGACAGAGAUACCUCAACCUGUCCUGUCAGAGGACAGAAAUACAAUGGUUAUAAUAGUCAGAAGGCUACGAACGUUCAGAUGAAUCCUUUCUGUUUUUGUGUAACCACAUUGCAUCGUUUUACAGUAUUUGUAUAAUAAUAAUAAUAGUAAUAGUUGUCUAAUAAGAAUAGCUCUCUUCUCUACUCUCUCAGGUCGGGCAGAUGGCAGACAGCUUUGCAGCAGAUGUGGACAAGCAGCUGACUACCAAGACAAAAGAGCUGCUGGGGUGACGACAACUAACAGCACCACACCUUUAUUUUUGAUACUGUCGUGUUUGCAACAGUUCCUCCUGCGUAUAUGACUGAACACGAUACUGAACACAAUACUGAACACGAUACUGAACACUAGUUGAUGAUAGAGAAUUGAUGGAGAUGUCAUACUGUGCUGUAGGUUCGUUUGGCGCUCGCUGGGGGCUUGUUUGUGUGUUCCACUCAUGCGUAAACAGAAGUUGGCAUCGCACGACAGUGGCUGCUGGGUUUCUCAUUCACUCUCGUCUUCAAACAAACAGAGGGGAGAAAUUGACUUUUAAUGGCAUCUGGGAGCCUCCUCCUAAUCAAACUGAUGCUACAGAGAGCUGUGUUUAUGUAGAAAGCACCACACUCAAUGUAAACUGUGUGUUUAUUCUGGUCUGAGACACCGAGACAAUCUCCCAGAGGACAGGAAGAAUAGAGAUAUUAACGUGGUGCCAACAGCCAGCAUUUGUUUCAAAUUCAGCCUUAAAGGGAUAGUUCAGCGAUUUUACGCGUUACAUUUUUGUUUCCUUACACUUGGACAUAGAGUGACUGCAAUCCACACUUAUUUUUUGUUGUUGUAAAACUAGCCACUGCCAACAAAUGCUAAUAUUUCAAGGUAAGGAAACAAAUAUCAAGGUGUAGGUCUGAUGUGUCCUCAGGCCGUGGCUGCUGCCAGAGAGCAGUAUGAAACUCCAACUCCAAUCUAAAAAGGAAAAAUCACUGAACUAACCCUUUAACGCCACUACAAACUCACCGGAUCGUUCCGUCAGUUUGUUGUGGAUUAAUCCUACAGCGACCAAUGCAAACACAAUAAAGUGGGCACUACCCUUAUUUAUGAGCGCCAUUAACUGAAACACUGCUUUGUACGUCAUCUCUCUUACGUUUUUUCUUCUUUGCCUUUUAUGUGAGUCAAUGUUAGAUUUCCUUCAUUAGUUCGUGAUAAUGGUCUACUUUCUUCCUGUGUACUAAACCAUAAUGUAUCACACCAUUAUGGUCAUUCAUCUAUUAGGCAUGGUUUUAAUAUGGUGGUUUGCUUGGCCCAACCCUGAGAUGCUGCACGCACACACACACAGAUGGUCAUUGGAUAAACAACGGUUUAGAGGAGGAGUGCACAGACGAGGGACCUGUCAGUGUUUCUAGUGAAUCUGGGUCCAUAUGUCAGCAAUUUGGGGGCAUUGUGUACCUUGGCCCAAAACAGAGGCUCAUGAUCGAUGGAGGAGUGAAAAUCUCAAGUCCCUGGCCCCGAACGCAGCUCUGGAAAUUGCUUUCAGCUGAAUACUUUCAUUUCAUUUGACAUUUAUCAACUGAAUUACUGUUCCUCUGCUCGCAGCCUCGCUCCGUUUACUACCGCUGUCAUGGAAUAGAGAGGGACUGCAAGGAGAGAGCAAAUUUGUUUUCUUGUGCCUCUGGUAAAAAUGUACAAGUCUAAGUUGGCUCAGAAAACUUUUGAAUUGACAGUGUUAGUGCACUCCACUUGGACACCAACAUCUGGCUGGGAGGAUAAAGUAAGGAGAGGUACUGUAACUACCUGGCUGUAGUCCCUGUAGUGAUUUGAUGUUACAGUUCCUUGCUUCAACUGAAAUAAGUCUCUCAGGGGCCUUGUCUUCUUCGAGCCACCCGACGAUCUCAUCAAGAAUCCAAUCAGUGAUGAUGUAGAAUACACCUCUAGUGUGAUGGGAAGACUUUCAGUCAGGCAGUUUGUGUCAUAGGGGAAGAUUCACUGCAUAUGUUAAUCAGACUGGAAAUUAUCACAGAUUUGAUGUUCAGAAAGCUGUUAGGAGGAAGGGGGGCUAAAUUGUAGGGGGAACAGAGGGGGAGACCCUUGUUUCAUGAGCUAGGUGGAGACUGAAACAAUAGGCUCUGUACAGUUUCUGAUCCGUAAUUUAUAUUUGGUGAUGGUGUUCGAAAUAUAGUGAACAAAAAUAUAAACG